GUAUGUCACCCAGUACCUCAACUAGUGUCUCAACCAGUGCCUCGCCAAGUACAUCAGUCAGUACCUCGGCUAGUCCGUCGACAAGUACUUCAGUCAGUAUGUCACCCAGUACCUCAACUAGUGUCUCAACCAGUGCCUCGCCAAGUACAUCAGUCAGUACCUCGGCUAGUCCGUCGACAAGUACAUCAGUCAGCAUGUCACCCAGUACUUCAACCAGUGUCUCAGCUAGUACAUCUGUCAGCACAUCAGCAAGCGUGUCACCCAGUACCUCCACUAACAUAUUAACCAAUGUGGUUUGUCAUUGUUACGUACCUAGCAGUACUGUGCAUGCACCACCACCACCAUCUAGUACUGUACCACCCACACCAGGUAGGUAAUUGACUUGUUUUCAUGGUUCCCGAGAUAUGAACAAUUUUCGGAAGAUUCCUUUAUGUUUCUCACUUUAAGUAUAUUUUAUUCGUAUUUGAUUUGGUUUUUAAAUUUUAUCCUUGAGUAUUUUAUCCUUAGUCUCCUUUGCAGCCGUUUUUAGUGUCGUCACGCAACGCGCCUCCCCACAAGAGAGGAGGAGCGUUGCGUGACGACACUAACAACGGCUGCGAGGGAGAGUAUUGAGUAUUAGGAUGAUGCAAUUUUUUAAAUCCCUUAUGAAUCAGUUGAAUACCACUUAUGAGAAGUUACAUCACUCAUAAGUGAUGAAAAAGAACUUAAAUUGCUCGGCGACUAGUUUUUCUUUAAAAUAAAACAAUAGCGUUUAUGUUCGCGGGCAGCAACAUGUUUUGAGCCCGACUCAGACUCCUUUUAGCCCGAGCCGCUAAGCGAGGGUUAAAAUGAGCUCUGAUAAGGGCCCAAAACAUAUUUUAACCAAGAACAUAAACAUUGAGAAAGUAAAGACUUCAAAAAAUGACAAAAGGACAGUCUGAAUCUUAUCAGCGUCGAGCAUUCACGUGUUAACAAACCGAAAUUAACUGGAAAUACUUGACCCAAUGACGCAAAAGGCUUCAAAAACAAGCGACUGCUUUGUGAAGAACCCCGUCCAACUAAAGUUAUACAUGUUUCCGAAGCUAAGUUCUAAUAACAUGUGGGAAUUUAUUUGAUAUUAAACACUCUGAUCGAUUUGAACAGGCUUUCUAAUCGACUAUUGCAUAUUAAUUGAUCAGCUUACCUCUACUAUCUUGCAUGCUCCGAGGCGAAUUAAACAAGAAAAUUGGGAUAUGACAUCCUGGUUGCCUGAAGUAGAUAUUUUCUGCAUUAUUGAUACUGGGGCGGAGUGAAUACCUAUAUUGGUUACGUUAUUUUUAUUGGGUGUUAUUUCUGCAGGUUCCGUAGUUGAAUUGGUUCUGGUUAUGGUUACGUCUUGCUCUAGUGGAAGCGGUUAUAGUUCCUCGCAAGAUGCUUUAAACCUGUUUGACAGCCUCAAAGUCGAAGUAAGUAGUUUCAUAAAGAGUACCAGUAUAUAACUGAACAAUAUGUAGAGAAACGGUGAACUGUGGAUGAACAAGAUAUAGAGGAUGUUAAUGGCCCGUGCAGAGGGAGAUAAAACAUUUCUCUUCGAGUACUGAGUAAUAUUUCAAGAGUGGGCGCAGCGAAGGAGUAAAUUUUUUGUUAUUUAUUAUAUAAACACCAAUGAAACACCAAACCAUUGCACUUUAAAUUUUUUUGUUGCGUGAGGGGAGAUUUAUUGUACAAUAUACAGCUGUGUAAUACAUAGCCUUUAGGAACAGUGAUAUUUUUGAGUGUGAAGAUAUCAUCUUCUUGCGAGAAACCCACCUGGUAUUUUGCGUCAUCGAUUUUUGCGACUACUGCGCAUGCGCCAGUAGUCACUAUUGCCAUCGAGUUAGUUUUCCGAAAGUAAGUAAGUAACAGCUGAUACAGCUAUUUCGAGAAAGGUUGUCGGAAAAAGUGCACGCGACAAUGCCGAAAGGUAUUGUGGGUGGUUUUAAAUUCACUGUUCCCCAAAGAAGUUUGAAAGAAUGACACGAGAGGCCACGGACGUAUGUUUGCGGGAGCUAAAAGAAAGCAACAAAGGUAGGUUCGACAGCUACAGUGUCAGGAACAGUGUAUUGAUCAUAUCCUAUAUUACCUUUCGGGAUUGUGGCGCGCACAUUUUCUCCGACAACCUUUCUCGAAAUAGCUGUAUACGUAGGAGUCAAUCAGCAUACAAAGAUAACCGGAAUCUUUCGUCGAUGGUCCUCGAUGACAAACGAAGUGCUCGGCCGCCUCGUGGUCUGCUUUGCUAGCUAGUGCAGCCGAAUGAAAAGGCAAUGAAAUACACCAUUUCUCAAGAAGCGUAUCUUCACUUCUCACCUUCAAAAUAUUAAAGUCCAGAAAUCACGAUAUUUUCAUAACAGAUUUCUCCUCUCCAUAUCAACUCCUGUGAAAAGAUCAGCAUCUUUACUUUGUGGGAUGAAUUUCAAUCCUCAGCAGUAGUCACUUGCACUUCUCGAGCGCCUAUUUUCGUAUAAUGAAAAAGGAUACCUGAUCUUUGCUGUUAAAUGGUCAAUCUAAAUGGUUGAAGUUCAGGUUUUACCAGGAAUAAAACCCUGACUUUUGCGCUGACCGGAAGCAAAGUGGAAAGGAAAACUGGAGAACAUGCUAAAAAGAAUCAAUCAACUAAAGAUAAAACAGAAGAAAUUGUAUGUGAUCUUUGCAGUUAAGAAAUCAAUCUAACUCUUUGCUUAAAAUGGCCUUGCCUACCGUCUUUGAGCCACACGUUGUUGAUUUGUUAAAAUAACGAAGUCCGUUUUGGCUGUGUUAUCGGAGUUCUGCCUACUUCAGGCUCAAAAGAAUUGAAUCUUGGGCAAGUUUACCUAUCAAUAAUAUCUAUAAUUAAGUAAUAGAAAACGUUUUCCGUGUUUGCAUAGCCUAAUUAUUAUCACUUAUUUUCGUACCAUUUUAAUUUCGCGAAUACGGAAUAGAAAUAUUUCGCGGCACUUAAAUUUUGCAAUUUUGUCGAAUCACGGUUUUUCAAGGUAAUUAGAUUUCGCGAAUCAAGUAUAAUAGUGCUCGUGUUUUCAACUUCAAUUUCUACAUUUUAUUUAACCAUCAUGGAAUAGAAAUGCAAUGAGCAACUAGCUGAAAUGAUCAACAAUGUUAUCAACAUAACAUCUUUAAUUUUAAAAGUGCUAUUUAACUCGAUGGCGCUGCCAAUUAGCUUAUAGAUUUAAGCAAUAGAAAACGUUUUCCGUGUUUGCAUAGCCUGAUAACCCCUCGAGUGUUUAUAUCAGGCUAUGCAAAUACAGGAAAAAAGUUUUAUAUUGUUUUUAUAAAAUAACUUUCCCGAGAAAAAAGCAAAACUCGUUGUUUAGGGCACUAAUUAAAAGACUAGUUCUUACCGGUCGCGAGGUCUUGUACACGAAGCUUGUACGUGUAAUCACUGGCAGUUCUUGUUUUGCAAUAAAGACGCUUUCCAAAAAUACGGGUUUUUCUCAGAUAAAAUGUCAGCUUAAGCGAAACAAAUUGACACAGCCUAUUUCCGAAGAUUUUCCAAGUUUCAGCCGACGAGGGAAUGGGUAAAUAAAGUAAAUGUGUCUAGUUUUCAGCGGGUGUCUGUAAAACGCGGACCAGAUAGCUGCAGAUGGCAGAUGCGGAUGGGAAAAUGCGGAUACAAUAAUGAGGAUGGAAAAAAAUGCGGAUAAUAAAAAAGGUAAUAUGAAAAAAACGAAAAAAGGGGAUGGCAAAAAAAAAUAAACAAACAAACAAAGGAAAGAAAUCUUUCUUUCAAGUCGCUGUCACAUGGUUGGACCCUUCAGUUACAUACAGAACGUGAUGCCAAUAGUUGGCACAGUUAUUUUGUACCCUGUAAUUACUUUCAUUAAUGUCACAGAAAUAACGACGCUCCCUUUCUCCCCCUUAAAUGCACACAUUUGGUGCAGUUCUCCUUUGAGUGUUUAGCCUAAGGCUUGCAGUCAACACCGCGGCAAAACGUCUACGCAUGCGCCAGGUUGAGCAUUUCCGGUCUCUUUUUCAGUCACACUUUCCAGUCAAAUCAAAGUCUCCCGCGCGCUCUCGGCUUCAUUCUGUGUGCAGCUUGUGGUUCAGCUGUUCUGCUUCAUGCUUGUAGUUAUUGGAAUUGCUUUUAUGGAUAACCAGGCACAGAUCACUGAAACAAUUGUCGAUUAGAUUCAGAAAAGUAAGAUGAUAAUAACUCAGUGUGUAAUUUUGGCUAGAACGUCAAGUAAACUGAUUUUCAUUCACGAAAACAAAGUUUUUUACUGUUAUUUUUCACUUAACCUGGCUGAAACUAAGACAUAAAAAGUUAUCAUUGCAAGUUUCAUUUGUAUUGUAGUUUUAAUUUUCAGUUCUUCAAUUUCUCAGUCUUCAUGUCUUAAAGCCGAUUCGAGCUUUAUUUGGAAAACGACAACACACAAUCGCUUUGUAGUUUUAUUUGCCAGUGAGUUUUACCGUGUUUUGAAACGAAACUCUUCUGAGUUGAUUGCCAUGAGACAUAAGCUUAAUUGUACUGUUGAGGUUGGCAGCAAGUUGACAACUCUAUUAAUUUUUUUCAUUCUCAGAAUCAGAGAGCGAAAGCUGGUUCGAUUGCUUUUAGAAGUCGAACUUUUCAUCCUAUGUAUUUAGCAGCUGGAAGUUUAGGGUUCGCAUGAGAUGCAGCCGAGCCGCACAGUUUGAAAUUAUUGAAGUCUUCAACCAAAGAACAACCAUGUAAAAGAACUGAAUAGGCAUUUUCUUGAAUGAAAGUCAUUUAUAGGCAUGUUUAGUUUCCUGGCACUGAAAACUCCGGGUGCUCGUGACUGCAGUCAUCAGUCGAAGUUGUUAUUAAAUCCCUCCCAUCUUUUGAUUUGAGUUCUUGGUUUCUCUGAAAAUAAAAAAAUUAUUAAACGGACUAAAAUUUUAUUUCCUGGUUUUAGUGUUAAUGAUAAUGAUGACGUCUUUAUUUUGGUUCCUUUCAUACGGUAUUGUUAUUCUUUUCUUAGUUGUCGCCUUCUCCCAAAUUAGCUUAUGCCAAACCAGUAGCAUGUAAGAAAGCCAGUAAAAACAAAUUCGUCUUGUCGAGCGCUCGCGACCUGCAAACUUCAAACAUCAUUUUCACCGUUGGUGCAAACAGAUAACCAUGUGGUUCAAAAGUUUGACGCUAGAAAAAUAUAUAAACUUUCGAAUGAAGUGAUUUUUUUCGCCCCCUUUUUUGUCUGUUUCUCCCUUUUUGCUUUUAAACUUAGUGCGACGGCAAUGUUAUGCUUACGCAAUUGGUUUAUAUACUAGACCGCAAAUAAAAAGCUGACCGGAUGUUAAAUUUUGUGCUCAUGCGCAGUGCGUUUAGCCGCGGUGUUCUUGCAGGCAAGGUAAAAAGCUCAAAAAAUUGGCUAGCAAAGGGGAUGUCCGUAAAAGAAGGACCGGAUACCCGCGGAUCGCUGAUGCGGAUGCAAAAAAUUGUGAACAAUAACAAAAACAAAAAAACCACAAAUUUCGAUAAAUAAAUUGUGUCAUUAAAACAUUUCUUGACAAAACACGUGUAUAACGUUGUUCGGACAACAACAACAAAAAAGGUCCUCCUUUUACAGACAUCCCCUUUAAGGAGGAGGAACGGAGCGUCCAUAUUUCUGUGACAUUAUGAAAGGAAUUACAGGGUACAAAAGAACUGUGCCAACUAUUGGCAUUACGUUCUCUAUGUAAGUGAAGGGUCUAACCAUGUGACAGCGACUUGAAAGAAAGAUUUCUUUCCUUUUUUUGUUGGUUUGCUUGUUUUUUUUUGUUUUUGUUUUUGUUUUUGUCAUCCGCAUUCCUCGUUUUUUUUUUUCUCUUACAUUUUUUGUUAUCUGCAUUUUAUUUCUAUCCCCAUCCGCCAUCCGUAGGUAUCCGGUCCCCGUUUUAAAUUCACCCGUUUUCAACUGGAAAACUUUUCAAAUUCGUGCUUGCAUGAUUGGCGCGCGAAAAGUAGAACAUCUUGACGCCACAACCAUGUUUACAUGCUCUCAUGCAAACAAGCCUCUCGGCCAAUCAGAGCGCGUGUACUAUCUUAGUUAUUUUAUAAAAAGAUUUCCUCAAUAUUUUCAAAUGGAUCUUCAGGCGCGCGAUAAGGUUGUCUUCCCUUAAACAAGUUCUGAUUUUCCCUCUUUGCUCCAUCCUUUUGCAAUGUGCCGCUUUCCCAUAUUGUCAAGUGGUUGUAAAGGUUUGCCAGCCAGGUAAGAUAGCAUUCAAUACAGAUAGCCUUAAAUCGACUUAAAUCUCAUCAGUGCUGUUUCCCGAUUCCAUUUUUUUCUGAACUUCGGCCGAAUACCAAGUUGUUAACAUAUCUGCACUUUAUGAAGGAUAUGUUGUUCUGUGUUGCAGGACCUAAUUCAGCAAGAUGAGUCAGAUAAUGACGAAUAAGGACAUGUGUUGAAUUGAAAUUUGAGCCCUCGUAUACUCCUAGUAGACGAAAAACUUAAAUAAAGCCGGGAGGUUUUUAUAGAGGUUACUGAAAUUCACGUCUUAAAUCUUCGCGGCACCGUUUUUUAGCGGGACUUUAAUUUUGCGAAAUUUUUUAAAUCGCGAAAAUAAGUGAUCAUAAGGUAAACACGAGAAGGGUUAGGACAAUUCGAGACAGUUAUGCAAACCUGAAACGAAGUCGAGGCUUUACAUAACUGUCGAGAAUUCCACCAACCCCUCUCGUAUUUAAAUCAAGCUAUGCAAACACAGCAAAGAAGUUUUCUAUUGAUUUUAUAAAUUAACUUUUCCGAGAAAAAAACGUAAGACACUUUGUUAAGGCACUGCCUAAAAGAGAAAUCCUUGUACGCGUAAUCAGUUCUUUUUUUGGAAAAAAGAUGAUUUCCAAAAUACGGAUUUUUCUCAAUUAAAAUGUCAGUUUAAGCGAAAAAAUAAAAAUUGAAACAGCAUGUUUGGAAAGUUUUUCAAUGUCUCAGACGACGAAGGAAUGGGUAAAUAAAGUAAACUUGUUGAGUUUUCAACUCAAGAACUUUUUUCAAAUUAGUGCCUUCGUGAAUAGCGCGCGGAAAGCAAAAUAUCUUGACUUACAUACUCUUGGGCAAACACGCCUCUCGGCCAAUCAGAGCGCGCGUACUAUCUUAGUUACUUUAUGACCGCAGUAACUUAUAAUUCCCAAUUAUUGUCUAAAGCCUUAAAACAGAUUUUCUCUUCCCUUAUUCUUUUCUUGUCGUCCAACUUCUAUUUUUCUUUAUUUUCCUUUUUCUCCUAUUUUAGUCGAGUCAAAUUGUGGUUUAGCAUCAAACUAAUUGCAACAGAAUUUUUUCAACGCCAUUUAAUUGUUGGAUGGCUUUGUAACAACAUACUAAAAAUCCGCCAAAAUCGGUUCGGUGAAACAUGAGAAAAAUUGGCAAAAAAGAUUUUCAACUUUCAACACAGGACACCCAAUUUCAGGAAGAUCACAAAUUCAGAUAAACCAUUUGACAAUUGUUUUUUUUCCUCCAAAAUUUUCGAUACAACGUCGCUAAUGUAUUUUGGGUAGUUUUGGUUUUGAAAACACCGAUUAAGUGAGUGAGAAACACCUGGGUCAGUGUUUCGUCUUGACGGCUUAGCACAGGUUACCCAGCCACUAGUUUAUCUUCACAUUCUGUUGACCAAGCUGUAAUAUUUUUUAUCUAUGACGGUAUUUAAGAGACAAAUUAUUAGUCAGUCUGUAUUGACAUGAUUAAAAAUAUUAGCAUUUUUUUUUCGCAAUAUCAGAAAAGCAGAAAGUAUUUUUAGUUUUACAAGCUUGUAAUUUUUUUUUAUAUCCUGCAGCAUGGAAUCAAAUUUAGUGGCUGACUGAUGGUGAACAGUUUGAUUUGAUAUUUUUUUCAUCUUCACUCAGCUACUAAAUAUGCAUCCAUGCUGCAGGAUACGUGCAACGGACGAUAGCUUUGUAUCAGUAAAAACUGUUUAACCUAUUCCCAUUUUCUGUAGUCGAGUUUUGUGAGGUAGUUAUGUUCAAACCUUGAACACAAUAUGUGUGAUCGAAAUCAGGGAUUCUUUUUUUUUUCUCACGACAUGGGCAACCUCCUUUAGGAUUAUGACUCCGUACUUUACAAUGUGAGUGAAUAUAUAUUCUAGAUCAUAACGCUCUGCGCUUUUCAUUAGACCUGGCCGAAUCUGUUCUAAAGGAAAUCCAGAAAACCAACGCAGAGUGAUUGUUCUUUUUUUUUUUUUCUUCUUCUUGUAGCGAGGCUCAGAUUUAGUUUAGUGCAUCUGUGUGUUUAAUUUGUAUUUUCUGCGGCAGCUCUUCAUUUCUUGGUAAGAUGAAUAAGAUUAAUUGCCCUGCAUGUGGUCUAAAGACAUUUAUAUUCCCUCCUUGCAUUUCUUUUGAGAGAACAACCCUGAACCUUGACCAGUUUUUUUUUUUCGUCCAUUGGCAAAUGAAGACCUUUUUUUCCAUAACAAUCAUGGGAUCCUAAACAUAUGAAAAGAACUGCAGUGGUCAAUGAAGGCGCGAAAGUAGUAGACAUAUGCACGACAUUAAUGAGUUUGUCUGACAGCUUUUUUACAUAAAUACACUUAUAAAUACACUUACGCUAGGUGAAGACCUCGGAAUAGUGACAUAACUCAAACAAUAUAGGGCGAUUUCUAAACUAUUGAGAAAGGGGCACAAGUGAUACUGGCAUCAUUAAAGAAAAUGGUUAUAAAAACAGAGAGAAGAAGACAGUUUUUAAUCAUUCAGGUCAUAAUUACAAUAAUUUUUUGUUCGACAGAUUAUAAGAUUGUAUACAAGGGGUUCAACGGCGUAUGUUAUAAAUGUAGAAUACAACUCUGCCUCCUGUAUGGAUAGCACCAACGUCCAGAUGACAAUCAUAAUCACCUUUAAGGCCGGUCUUACUUUGGUGAUAGAGACAGAACUGAAUGAGGCCAUUACAAGAAAUUUUGGAAACUUAAACACAACGCGCGACUACACUCUCUCCUUCAAAGGUGUGUUAAGUAUCAUAUAGUAAUAAAUAAAAUUCACAGCAAAUCAAAUAUGGGUAACACUACUAAUAUGAUCAGCGAAGUCAGUAUUAUGGUGGAGCAAGGGCUAGCAGAGUUGGCUAGCGCGCAGCCGCUUCCGAUUCCAUUCUCAAUUCCCAGGUGUGACCUCAAAUCCUCGUUUUGACUUCUUUCCUUUUCCUGUAUCUCUAAGUACUAGAGCUUUAAAUCACCGUAAAACGGAGCGCCGAUAAGUGUGGCGGGGGGGAGGAAUGAGCGCACCGGUUGGUCAGUUUAAGUGCUGUUACAAGCUACCAACGUGAAAGAAGGACCUUCACCUUCACCUUACUGAAACAUUCAUACAGUUGACUCUCGCAUUGGGGACAUCUCAUUAUUACAGACACCUCAGUUAGUUAAACGAAAAGCUGCUAAGUCUUCGGCAAAACUUACAGACAUUUGACUGAAACGAACUCCCGUGAUCACGGAUUCUCGCUUUUACAAAUACGGACGAUUUUCUAGGUCCCAGGCAACACAAUAGGGACCUUAAGAUCCGCGGCCGGGGAAGGCGGCAAAAACGUCGUUUAAAAGUGAAAAGGCGUUCUUCCAACUCGCUCACUUUGCCAAAUGUAGGCGAACUUUGGUGAAGUUGAAUUAUUAAUAUUCAAGUUCAGAAACAGAAAGAAAAUUUCGUCGUCGCUUAUUUACGUCCUCCAUAAAAGGCGAAAUCAGGCCAGUAGUCUUGACGGCAAAGAAAGAAACGUACAAAACUGCAUAACACAUAUGCAAAGCUGUCGUUUUGCUAAUCAAACCUAUUGCUUCAAUUUUUUUAGGUUCUCGUUACCGUCGCAGUCGUCGGAUCUUAAGGUCCCUACUAUUCUGAAUCUCGUUGAUUCUCAUGUAACGCAUGAAAUUGAAUUAUCACUCUUAAAAAUAAUUUUUCUAAGGAAAGAAGACCCACCCCUCGCAAUUAAACCUCUAAUCCCCAAUAUCUUCCUACAAAUUCUCCGAACUGAUCAGUUCAUAAAUGUCCUUAGAGCAUUAGGAGAGAGAAACUGAUAAAAGAUCAAAGCAUUUUUCUGCAGGUGAUCAUUCUAUUACUGAACUCUUAUAACCUUUUCUCUUGUACGUGAGAUGAUAUUAACUAAGAGCACAGCUAAAUCAGAACUGAAUAUUGUAGGUGGUGUGAAGCAAGAGAUAGCGCAGUGCUAGUGGUGAGAGCACUCUUCUCCCACCAAUGUGGCCCGGGUUCAUAUCCCGGCGUCGACGCUAUUUGUGGGUUGAGUUGUUGUUGGUUCUUUCCUUUGCCACGAGAGGUUUUUCUCUGGGUAUUCCGGUUUUCCCUUCUUCUCAAAAACUAACAUUUCCAAACUCCAAUUCGACCAGGAAUCAGGUAGACGAUGAACCACUUUGUGGAUGUGCAACCUCCAAAUCGCCAUUUAUUUUAGUUUAUUUUAUUUAUUGAAAUCACAAGAAGCCUGUCGUACCUUUUACAUAGUACAAUUGUGGAUUACAACUGGUUAGAGUGCUGAAACUUAAUGUUAGAGUUAUGGGAUACCUUUUCCGAGCCUUUAAGACUAUUAAACCAAAAAUGAAGGAAAGUAUGUCUUACUGUUCACUGAAUCACAGUCUUUAUCGCCAAUACCAGUUAAUUUGUUUUUCAGAAUCAUUAUUAACUCUUGGCCACGCCCAAAAAACGAGAUUAUGGUGCCUUUUAAGGGAGCACUUCCGUCAUUGUUUUUUACUGUAGCGGUGUAGCCCCAAGCCUAAUACAGCAGACACUUACAAUCAUGUUUGUGUGCUUGUUUGUUUCUUUAAGGUACAACUGUGGAAUACCAGCCCAAAAGUGGCGAAUGCCAAACAGUAUGCUGCGAUGGGCCUGGAGGCCCUAUUGCUCUCAUACCGACCUGCAGUCCGUCUAACAAAUGCGAGGGAUUUUUGCUAAAAGAAAAAAAAGAGACUGGACACUGCCCUAAUGAACAGAAAGGCACUUGUCAAUGUGACAAAGGUGACCGUCUUAUACAACACAUGUAUAUGACACCAUUUGUUGCUGUUCCUUAACUAUAGCUGAAGAAUAACUUUGGCCAUCCCAAACGUAGGAAAUAGAUACAUUGAUGACACUCACUCCUUUCUUUGCUAACAGGUUCCUUUGCUAGCAGGUUAACCCGAUCUCAAAAUUCAGUCCACAAAGAGAUACAUUUUUUGCUCAGUUGUGUUCACAGUUUCAAUUUUACUAUUUAAUUGACAGCCUAUUCCCUCCAUUCUCCAAGUUUCGCCGUCCUCGCUGUGAUGACGUUGGUAUCGAUGUUUAGGUAAGUGAGAAAUGCCAUUAGCUAGUUACAAUCAGGUUCUCUACUUCAAACAAUGUUGAAAAAAGUACCAAAGAACAAAAAUAAAAAAUAUUACUCUCGAUAACUUUGAAAACUGGUAGAUAUGUCCUUAGAUAUUCUAGUUAUAAGCCAAGACAGAGAAUGACAGCAAUACUACCCUUUUCAUUAAAAAAUAACCAUAUUCGUUUUCUGUACCCAACGUAUUCAUUGCUUUCAUAAAACUAAAGCUAAUCUAACUCGUGUCUCUUUCAUCAACAGGAUCACAGUCUGUUAAACUAACGGAAGAAGAAAACAAAGGUCCAGGAUUCACCGUCUUGUCUGCAACCGUUGAGCUAUCACAAAGGAAGGCAAAUCAUGCUGUUCGAAACUAGUUUCGUAAAAUCGCCUAGUAGGUAAAAUAGUGCGUUCAAAGUGGAUCUCCAUUGGAUUUUUCUUUUCUCUGUUCACAUAAUGAACCAAUCACAAUGCUCAUUACCACGCUUUGUGACUGGUUUGCUUUUUCCGCUUCUGCUUCCGACUUCUACAUAUCAGUUUUUCACAUAAUUAUAAGCGAAGGAGUCGUGGAGUCGUCAGCGGAAUCAGAACGCUGUUUUCGAAGAAAAAGCUGUAUUUCCAAGCCAAUGACUCAUACAGUGCGGCCUCACUAUGAAAAACUACUUAGGUUUUCUGAACUGACAGUUUCUAAAUUGUUGAUAACGAAAAAGUUUCGUUUAGUUAAAGUUCUUUGGAAGGUUUUUCAUUUUUUUUUUUUCUCUACUGUCCAACUCUUAUCCGCUGAGUGUAAGGUUGGUUUACACUUGCGAUUUCUGAUUAUUUAUCAGUAUAAACUAUUUCAAUAGGAUUUCAAUAGAAUUCUGCUUCAUCAGAAUACACCAUCUUUUCUUGGAUGGUAAGACCAAAGUAACUUUUAUGGAACAAUAAUCGUCGCUAGUUUACACUUGAAUAAAUGAUAACAAUACGAUUUAUCCAAUAAGACAUUUAGCUUAAAAUUGUAUUACAAGGAACGACUGAAAUUGCAUGUUUAAACUGUCCCCUUUUCGAGUGAACCGUCGAAACUUGAAUCGUUACCUCCAUGAGCCGUUGAUACAGAGAAGGACACUUCUGACUAAAUCAAUCGAUGUAAGUAAGUAGCUCUCUGUACACUCCCUUACGUGUAUCCGUUUAGUGAAGUAUCAAACCCAAAAUGAAGCAUUCUCUCGCCCCAUGUAAGGAAAUUCAAGACAGUCUUGGAUACUGAAUUUCAGGAAUUGGAUUCCCGAUUCUCUGUCAGCGGAACUUGGAUUCCAGAUUCCAGUCGUUAGUAGGAUUCCGGAUUCCUUAGCUGUAUUCCAAAUUUCAAAGUCCAGGAUUCCGGAUCCCACAAGCAAAAAUUUCCGGAUUCCGGAAUCCGAAUUCUCUUACACGGGGCGAAUUCUCUUAGUACUUGUUUGAUUCCUACACAGCCGUUUAAUUCCUUUCUUCCUUUCGUGAUUUUAAUAUGCCUUCUAACAUCCGACGGAAAUAAAAAAGUAAGCUAGAAGAUAUAAAGUACAGGCCCCGGUUCCUGGAAAGCCGAUUAUCGCUAAUCCAGGAUUAAAUAUCGCUAAUCGCGGAAUAAAUUUUAUCCCACGAUUAGAUUCUGUUCCUGAAAGCACGAUUAAGAAUAAUCUAGGAAUAAACUACGUGUUAAAUUUAACCCAUCUAGCGAGGACGAUUAACUCACUAAUCGAGAGAAAAAGUUUGUCAAAACAAACAAAAUGGCGGACUUACUGUUUCACAAAAACGCGAAAGAAAGUUCCAACAUCGAGAAAUUGGCCUCGACCAACUAACAGACGAAGAACUUCGCAGGAGAUAUAGCUUUGACCAAGUAUAUCUAGUAGGGAUCCGAAAAGACGAUCUCCAAAGGCAGACGACAAGAAACCGUGCGAUGUUCCCUAUUUUUCGCCCCAAUUUUUGCGCCAUAUAUCUUUUAGAAGCAGCAAGCAGGCGGUCGAAAAACUCGUUAAACCGGAUUUUUUAGUACUAAUCUGGGAUUAGUUAUUCUCGGGAUAAUUUCGCUUUCAGGAACAACUUUUUAACCCACGAUUAGUUAUCCGGGGAAUAAAAAAUUUAAUGGUGGAUUAACAGUUAAUCGGAGGAUAGAUUAAUCGGCUUUUCAGGAACCGGGGCCAGGAAUAGAUAUUUGUUAAAAACUAAAAUAGGACCGUUGACAAUGUUCUCCUCUGUUGUCGUCUUUAUCAGUUGAUAUCGGUCUGCCGCUUUUCCGAUUCUUGUUUUCCAAUGCCAACGCACAUUACAAUGCUAUAGUGUACUUUCAAUUAAAACCAAAACUUGACAAGUCAAGCACGUACUACGCUGACUACGCCAAGCCAAGGUUUGCCCAAUAUAAAAUGCAUGAGUCGUCAUCUCCUCCAGCGUUUUUUUUUAGAUAAUUAUCUACAUAGAAAACAAGGAACAAACCCAUGGCUCCUACUGCAUCUUUAGGGUGUCUGUGCGCAUGCGGAACGUGUAGCGUGUGUCUUAGGGCCUGUUUACAUGGAGUGGGGGACCUCGGUCUAGUGGGGUUGGUUUCUUUUGUUUUCACGCUCUGGGGGACACAAAACAAAAGAAACUUACCCCACUAGACCGGGCUCCCCCACUCCAUGUAAACAGGGUCUUACUAAGUAUUGAAUGAUGUCAAAUAUUUUCAGUUAUGAUUCUUAGGUGUGUGUAUUCAUAGUGAUUGUAUUUAUAUAAUAAACCAGAAUAUUCGUAAUGGGAAAGCGAAUUCAGAUAUAAAAGUAGAAUUCCUCUUUGAAAGAGGUAGACGCUAUAGUAGACUUUUUGGACUAGGGACAGUAACUUAAAUAGUUAUAUAUAGCGUGUACAAAUAAAUUUUCAUAGAUUUCAAUGUG
Molecule: messenger RNA, 14047 nt
Organism: Porites lobata
Lineage: Eukaryota; Metazoa; Cnidaria; Anthozoa; Scleractinia; Poritidae
Source: the annotation of a GenBank genome assembly